CGUUCGCUAAGCCCGGCCUCUGCGUUUCCCUCUGCCUCAGUUGUGCUUCCGGCUCGAAGGUCAGGGACAAGAUGGUGCCACCGGUACAGGUCUCUCCGAUCAUCAAGCUCGGCCGCUACUCCGCCCUGGUUGUCGGCAUCGCCUACGGAGCAAAGCGCUACAGUUACCUGAGGCCUCGGGCAGAGGAAGAGAGGAGGGUAGCCGCGGAGGAGAAGAAGAGGCAGGAUGAGCUGAAACGGAUCGAGAGGGAGCUGGCUGAAGCCCGGGAUGACAGCAUACUGAAGUGAGCGGUUCCAGCAGUUUGCAUUGCGCCAGCUCCACAGGCAAAUAAAGCUUUUGAGUUAUA
This is a messenger RNA of Octodon degus (degu), 346 nucleotides long. RefSeq names its product ATP synthase membrane subunit e (gene Atp5me). The record is from RefSeq and is a predicted model, not a curated record. Gene Ontology annotation, molecular function: proton transmembrane transporter activity. Gene Ontology annotation, biological process: proton motive force-driven ATP synthesis. The transcript is spliced from 4 exons. Bases 72 to 287 code for a protein of 71 amino acids. NCBI's taxonomy places the organism in Eukaryota, Metazoa, Chordata, Mammalia, Rodentia, Octodontidae.